CCUAUGGCUGUAAUAUUGGCUUACCAUCAAAACUGAGGGAGCUAAAAGGGUUGACGUGUCAUAACAAGUCUCAGCAUUUUGGUCAUAGAAUUGAAGAUUGAAACUCAAAGAGAGAAAUACACACCAGAAAAAACACGAGUUCGUUUAGCUAUAAAGGAAGCGAAAAGAUACUGUUAAAAAGAAGAACUUCACAAACAUAGACCACCAACACGUAGGUCUGCAGCUCAGCAUUUCGGUCUUCAAGAUGAUUGCUUUUCUGCUACUUGUGACUCUGGUCUGGUCUCAAAGCCACUCAGUGGAUACAAACUCUAAGCCUUGUAUGCCAGCGAAGUACAACAACGCUCAUAAUGUUUUCCUCAAGCGCCAUAUUCCAGAGGAGGUGCCCAAAACGUGGGACAAUAACGCUUGGGAAACUUUCCUGAGGAAAAUUAAAACGUGUGGCAGACCGACGCAGUCGUUCUUCCGUGCCAGCGAGAAACAGCGAGUGGAGAAUGUGUGUACUAAAGCCGGGGGUAAGACCCUGUCCCGUAACCUGUGCAUCAGUAAAGAGAAAUUCUCCUUCGUAACGGUGCGGGUCGAUAUCAACGAAGGCGCGUGUGGGAUCAAAAACAUCCGCAAUGAGACCAAACACAUCAUCCUCGCCUGUGAACAGAUAGGAGAUGCCUGUCUUGUUCGUAAGACAAAUGGAGCUAACUACAGCCCAAAGGCUCUUUUAAGAGCCACAAGCACUGAGGAUCUUUGGCUUUAUAUGGAUACUGAAAGCUUUCGAUGUGAAAUUAAAAAGACAUUACCUGAACUGGAGGAUGAGACGUUGAGGACACUUGCUGCACACCUGAUAGAUGUUAUUGGUGUCAGAAAAAGAGAAGACCUUAUAUUUGUUGGAUCCGAUGAUAUUACUCUUUUUCUGACUCCAAUACAGAGCCGAAAACUCAUCCAAGCUUUCAAAAAUGAAGCAAAUGGGCAAGUGGCCUCAACUUCUUCAGAGGGUCAGGAACCUCAUGUUUCACUCCCCGUACUUAUACUGCCAGAUGGAUUUUCACCCAGUGCCACACAAAUUUCUCCACUCCCUUCUGAACGACAAACUUCCUCAAACCAAAACAAGUCCUGGAUCAGCAGCUUCCAAGUUCCAUGGGACAAAAUGCCAGCACGACUGUUACAGGCAAUGGAAAAAGGUUGCUUGGCUCACCCAGAGGACAGAAGGGUACUGAUUAGAGUUGUUGUUGAAGCAAUGCAAGCACACUGCAAAAACCCCAGUAAAGCAAUUUGUACAGAAGUGGCCAGAUUAAUUGUAUGCAAGUACCCUGGGACUUUUGCUGAUAAGACUGGAGAAGGUGAGCAGCUGGGGUGUGGUUAUUAUUCACUGUUCAGACAGCUUAAAACCAGAGUUGAGCACAUAAAUAGAGACAAUGUCAGUAAUCGAAUCCGACAGCCAAGGAAAAGGUCCAGUGAUGACAGCAGUGGUAAUGAUGCUGCCAUAAAAAGAAGCAGAACAGAUGUGGAUAGUUAUGGGUGUACAAAAUGGCAACCCACUAAUCUUCCACAAGGAGAAACAGCAGAAUCAUUGAAAGACAAGAGAAAGAUCUUGAUAACCAUCUUCAAGUCAGAAGGACCUACAGCUGUUGAGGCAAUGGACGUAGAGAGGAAUAUGGAAUUGACCUAUAUAUAUCAGAGGCACAUGAUAAAUACAUGGCCCCCUCCCAGUCUGUGUGAAGUUGAGGAGCAAUGGCCAUUUCUCUUCACUAAAAGAGGUCUCUGCAGUCAUUUUCAUAUGCUCACUGAUAUUGAUAUUGACACACGCCUCCAUGAAGCUUUCCUCACCAAGGGCAGGAGGAUUAUUAACUUUUUCCUAAAUCAAAGACUAAAAUGGAGCCAGGACAUCCAGGCUUUGCUACGAGAGAUGGAGCAUGAAAGCAUGAACAACCAUCAGGUCCCUAUCGCUGCCAUUCUUCUUUUAAUGAAAUACUUUCAAGAGAAAGAGGACCACAUCUUCAUCUUGACAGAUCCAACCUCGACCAAGAUGUCGGUUGAGCAGGAGAUGACAUUGCCUACCACACCACGGGUGAUCAUGCUAGGGAGUAGUCUGCUGUUUGCAACCCACUGGAUGGUCAGCAUUGAGGGGAAGGUCUUCUAUGAAGCUAACCAACUUCAUAACUUUGCCAGUGCUUUCGCUGUCUUUUUCGGCUCCUUUUAUGUGUUCAAUCUGGAGUAUCAGGAGUCAGCAUCCACUACGCUGGAGAUGGUACAGAGAUUCUUUGUCAGGAUCAAUCCUGAAGAGGGCACAAAGUGCACUGAAAAAUUUGGUAAAAGCCGUAAGACAGGUGGAACUGUACAAAGAAAAGUUGCAACCAUCAACUCCCGGGUAGCAACAUUCCUGCAGACGCUUACGGAAUUUGAAUGGAAGACUGCAAAUUAGAAAGGAAUUGAUGCCACCUGACACCAGUGAUCUGCUGUGAUUGGUGGAGUGGAAGUUUGGAACUGUUUUGAAGUGCAUUAUUAUUGUGAUUUUUAUUUUAUUUUAUUUGUUUUGUAACUUAGUUUUGUUUUAAUAUUAGAUGAGUUGUUUAAAAUAAAAUAUUUU
Molecule: messenger RNA, 2578 nt
Organism: Cyprinus carpio (common carp)
Lineage: Eukaryota; Metazoa; Chordata; Actinopteri; Cypriniformes; Cyprinidae
Exons: 9
Coding region: 245-2413 (722 amino acids)
Source: RefSeq, a predicted model, not a curated record